GCUCUUAAAAAGAAAGAGGAAGAACUGAAGUCAGUCACACACAGUUUGACUGAGAUGGAGACAUUUUUCAAAGAGAAACUUUCUGAGGCAAGAUCUGCUCUGAGACAGAAAGAGGAAGAACUGAAAACAGUGAUAGACAGACUAGCAUCAGAGGAUGUUGUUUCAACAAAUGAAAAUUACCCUGAUGGGAUGAAAUAUUCGGUCACUAAAUCCAGACUGACUGGAUUUUAUCACCAACUGAAGCUUCUGCGGUGGCCCCAAAUCAAAGAUCAUCUGAAAUCCAAUAACAUCACCCCAAAGUUUAUCACAGUAUUAAUUCAGAAAAUGUUUAAAGCUGCAACAGAUGAAAUGGAGAAGAAGAAGGAGCAGAUAGAAGUUUUUGGUCUGACUGAAACCGGAAGUGGACAAACUCCUCAGAAGGUCAAGGAACAAAAACAAUUAGCAAUUCACAAUCUUCAGAUGUCUGUGUACCACAGCAGCAAAGAAGAUCUUCUGAAGACUCUUCUUUGUGAAUAUGAAGCUCACUACUCAGAGGAUGUCAUGGUGCAGCUUAGACUUUUAGCCUCUGAAUGCUACUGGUUGGGCUGCUUGUUGGCUUUAAACAAUCCUCCUCUUCAGCUGGACUGGCAGAAUCACAUUCCAGGGAUGGAUGGUUGGGAUAUUUUCCCUCGAGAUAUGAAAACCUCUGUCAAUUAAAUAAAAUAACCAAAAUUCACAACUCCAAUAGAAGAUUACAGUGAUUAUAGGGAGAUUAUUUUAAUGUAGUUCAUUAAAUGUGAAAAAAAAACUUUGUUCACUGAAAUAAAAAUGAUCCUUCAGAAAAUAAAUUGCAAACCAGCCACAUAUGAAAAAGAAUACUGAAGUGGAUCUAUAACUAAAGAUGUUUGGCAACCUCAGCUGGAGCAUUUCAUGUGACAACCUGACCAUACAUACUGUUCUCAGCUGCAUGUUACAUUAAUUUUGUACACGUUAUAGUACAUUUUAUAGCUGUUAUAUUAUUUCUGGUCAACUACAGUGUGUUUAGAAAAGGUUUCCCAAUGUCCACAUAUAAGAAUAGGCCUACACACACACACACACCACAAAAUAUAGAAAACAGAUGGCGCACACUUUGUCAGAAAAUAACUGAUAUUAGUUUCUUAUCUGAUUCUUUUGCUGUGUGUUUGUGCU
This is a messenger RNA of Archocentrus centrarchus (flier cichlid), 1167 nucleotides long. RefSeq lists its product as uncharacterized. The coding region runs from base 55 to 696 and encodes 213 amino acids. The record is from RefSeq and is a predicted model, not a curated record. The transcript is spliced from 7 exons. Lineage: Eukaryota; Metazoa; Chordata; Actinopteri; Cichliformes; Cichlidae.